CGCAGGUUCCCUUCUCCUGAUCUCCCAGACAUCAGAAGAUUGGUUCCGCUGAUCAUCGGACUGCAGUCGUCAGCAGCAUCAGACCAACAGAAGACAGGAACGUCAGAGGUCCAUAGUCUGCCAACAAACUUCUUCACCACCAUGAAGACUCCACAUCUCAUUGUGGCUCUGUGCUUGAUGCUCGUCCUGGAGGCGAUGAUCGCUGAAACUCUCAGCACAGAGGAGGAGGAAGGCCUGCAAAAACGUGGAUGGCUCAGAAGAACAUUUAGAAAAUUUAAAAAAUUUGGCAAGAAAAUCAAAGGCGCUUACGGAAGAAUAAAGAACAAAUUUAAGAGACCUAAACCUCAACCUCAACCUGAACCUCAACCUCAACCUGAAGAACAACAGCCAGAAGCAGAAAACCAAGGUGCUGACCAAGGCGGGGGUGAAGCCUCUGAACAAGGCGACGGCCAACAAUAUCUGUUUCAGAAAUAAGUGAGAGGAGGUCAAUGAUGUCGUCUACCUGUCUACCUAACAUGACCUAUGAAGACUUCACUCAGCGGUCAACAAGUUUCAGCUCUUAUAACAUUCUUGUUUUUAUAACAUGUUUGCUUUUGCUGGACUUUUUUCGUUAAAUUCAAUUUUCUAUUAAAAUAUUGUGCAUUUAUUUA
Pomacea canaliculata is the source of this 650-nucleotide messenger RNA. RefSeq lists its product as uncharacterized. Lineage: Eukaryota; Metazoa; Mollusca; Gastropoda; Architaenioglossa; Ampullariidae. The transcript is spliced from 4 exons. Bases 142 to 474 code for a protein of 110 amino acids. The record is from RefSeq and is a predicted model, not a curated record.